This is a messenger RNA of Saccharomyces cerevisiae S288C, 1263 nucleotides long. RefSeq names its product Pcl6p (gene PCL6). Gene Ontology annotation, cellular component: cyclin-dependent protein kinase holoenzyme complex; nucleus; cytoplasm. NCBI's taxonomy places the organism in Eukaryota, Fungi, Ascomycota, Saccharomycetes, Saccharomycetales, Saccharomycetaceae. Bases 1 to 1263 code for a protein of 420 amino acids. The transcript has a single exon. The record is from RefSeq and is marked reviewed. Gene Ontology annotation, molecular function: protein kinase binding.
AUGUCUAUCAAAGGUGAUUCCCCCUCAUCAACAAAUGCCAGUAGUAGUCCGAAGUCUACAUAUUCAAUACAAUCGGAUGAUAAAGCAAACCUUGGCAGUGGUAACGUCGAUAUACGUACAGAUAAUUCACAACAGGACAGUAAUAAUAGACGCGAUAUUGUGGUAGUGACGAGGGUAGCUUCUGAAGAGACUUUAGAAUCACAAUCAUCUACUUCAUCAAUGGGAAUUAGACCAGAAUCAUCUUUUAACUAUGAGGAUGCUUCUAACCAAGCUAGGGUCGAAAUGAAUAACAGGGUACAUGGCUCAAAUAUGAACACAAUUAACAAAUAUUAUCCAGUACGAUUCCCAAAGAAUAACGAAAGGCAAUUGAGCGACACAAAUAAUUUAAAUGAGAAAGUGCAAGGCACACAUACAGUUCAAUCAUCCACCCAGGAAGACAAAAUACUCGACGGUGACACAAGCAACUCACAAGUAACCCCGUCUUUGAACAUUGCAGAGUUUCCCACAGACAAGCUUCUUAAAAUGCUGACAGCGUUACUAACUAAAAUUAUUAAGUCAAAUGAUAGGACGGCAGCGACAAAUCCUAGUUUGACACAAGAGAUUGAGAAUGGUAGGUGUCUUGCUUUAAGUGACAAUGAAAAGAAAUACUUAAGCCCCGUUCUGGGGUUUAGAGGGAAGCACGUACCACAAAUUGGUCUUGACCAAUAUUUCCAGAGGAUCCAGAAAUAUUGCCCCACAACGAAUGAUGUAUUUUUAUCGCUCCUCGUGUACUUUGAUAGAAUAUCCAAGAGAUGCAAUAGUGUCACUACGACCCCUAAAACUAAUACUGCAAAACAUGAAUCUCCCUCAAAUGAAAGCUCUCUAGAUAAAGCUAACAGGGGCGCUGACAAAAUGUCCGCAUGUAACAGUAACGAAAAUAAUGAAAAUGACGAUUCAGAUGAUGAAAAUACAGGAGUUCAAAGGGAUUCAAGGGCUCAUCCUCAAAUGUUCGUAAUGGAUUCACAUAAUAUUCACAGAUUAAUCAUAGCAGGUAUUACUGUCAGUACGAAGUUUCUGAGCGAUUUCUUCUAUAGCAAUUCAAGAUACUCAAGGGUAGGUGGGAUAUCUUUACAAGAACUCAACCAUUUGGAACUGCAGUUUCUAGUUUUGUGUGAUUUUGAACUUUUGAUAUCAGUCAAUGAAUUGCAGAGAUACGCGGACUUACUAUACAGGUUUUGGAACAACGCAAAAGCUCAAUCGCAAGCACUAGUUACGGGCAUGUAG